AUGGCGAUUCCGUCUACCCACAAGGUUGCGGUGGUUGUGAGAAAGAACGGAUCGUACGAUUUCGAAGUCAAAACCAGCAAUGUUCCAGAACUACAGCCGACAGAUCUGCUGGUGCGACUUUCGGUGUCUGGAGUCUGUGGUUCUGACUUCCACCUUGCAGCGGGGCAUUCGGGCCCAACACGAGACAUUCUUGGUCAUGAGGGCGUUGGUCGCGUUGUGAAGAUCGGCUCGGCGGUCCCAGACUCACAGGCGCACAUCGGGGACAGAGUAGGGAUUGCUUGGGUGAGGGAUAUCUGUGAGAAGUGCAUCUUCUGUAGGACUCCCGGUGGCGAGGGCCAUUGCCUUGCGAUGCUGUGCUCUGGGCUGAAGCGAGACGGCACCUUCGCAGAAUACGCCAUUGUGCCCUCUCGCUUCAUAGUUCGGAUUCCGGAGGGUGUGUCCGACCACCUGGUGGCGCCGAUCCUUUGCGGCGGCGUCACUGCUUACAAGGCCCUCAAAGUCAGUGGUGCUUCUCAAGAGCAGUGGGUUGCGAUAUCUGGGGCCGGCGGUGGCCUCGGGUCGCUGGGUGUUCAAUAUGCCAAAGCAAUGGGAUUCCGCGUGGUCGCGAUUGACGUGGGAGAAGCGAAACGGGAGUACAGCCUUCAGAUGGGUGCAGAUGCAUUCUUUGACGGAGGUGAGCUCGAUGUGUCUGCCGUGAAGGACCUCACUGGCGGCGGAGCAGCAGCAGUGAUAGUGACGGCCAACGCAAUUCAAGCAUACCAAGCAGCUCUAGACCUGGUUGCUCCAUAUGGAUCUUAUGUCUGUGUGGGACUCACUCCGCCUGGCAAGCAGGUUGGCUUCGACCCCAUCACCCUGGUCAGCAAAAAUAUCCGACUCAUGGGAUCUGCAGUCGGCACGCGGGAGGACAUCUGGGAGGCGAUUGAAUUCGUUGCACGAGGCCAGGUCAAGCCCAAGGUGGAAAUGGCUGUGUUGGAGGACCUUCCUCAGAUUUCAAAGAACUUCGGACAAGUGAGUGACGAGCAGAUGAGAGGAAUCCCCUUCUCCCUUCUGACAGAUACUAACUCGAGAGAUCAGACGCUUGGGAAACGUGUCAUCCGACAUUGUGAUGAGGAUAUCUCAGCCUGA
Molecule: messenger RNA, 1125 nt
Organism: Exophiala aquamarina CBS 119918
Lineage: Eukaryota; Fungi; Ascomycota; Eurotiomycetes; Chaetothyriales; Herpotrichiellaceae
Exons: 2
Coding region: 1-1125 (374 amino acids)
Molecular function (GO): zinc ion binding; oxidoreductase activity
Source: RefSeq, a predicted model, not a curated record